AUAUGAUUAGUUUGAAUUUUUUUUUUCUUUUGGUUCAUUUUUAUAAUUUAUUUCAUAAAUUUCUUUUCUUUUCUAAACUCCUUAUUAAUUUUAGAAUCUUUAUCUUUGUUAAUUUUUUUUAUAUUUGUUUAUAUUUUCUUUUGCUUUUUUUCUUUAAGAAUAAUUAUGUAUUUUUUCGUUUUUAUUGUUUGUGAAAGGGCUAUCGGUCUAUCAAUCUUGGUCAGAAUUGUAAAGUUUUAUGGAUCCGUAAACUUUAAUUCUAUAAAUUUUUUAAUAU
This is a messenger RNA of Frankliniella occidentalis (western flower thrips), 277 nucleotides long. The record is from the annotation of a RefSeq genome assembly. Lineage: Eukaryota; Metazoa; Arthropoda; Insecta; Thysanoptera; Thripidae.